Molecule: messenger RNA, 10895 nt
Organism: Nerophis ophidion (straightnose pipefish)
Lineage: Eukaryota; Metazoa; Chordata; Actinopteri; Syngnathiformes; Syngnathidae
Gene: map2k7
Product: mitogen-activated protein kinase kinase 7
Exons: 12
Coding region: 35-1348 (437 amino acids)
Biological process (GO): protein phosphorylation
Molecular function (GO): ATP binding; protein kinase activity
Source: RefSeq, a predicted model, not a curated record
GCGAGCGCUGUUACAUGGAGCUCAAUUUUCCAAGAUGUCGUCGCUGGAGCAGAGGCUGUCGCGAAUCGAGGAGAAACUAAAGCAGGAAAACGAAGAGGCUCGGCGGAAAAUCGACCUCAACAUCGACAUGAGUCCACGUCGAUCGAACCCGAGACCAAUCAUCGUGAUCCAGCUCAGUCCUGCUCCAGCUCCUUCCCAGCGUGCAGCUCUUCAGCUGCCCCUGGCCAAUGAUGCAGGAAGCAGGUCAUCGUCUUCAGAGAGCUCGCCUCAGCACCACCCCUUUCGUCGCAGACAAAUGCUCACCCUCCCCACACCACAGUACGGCCAACAGAAGAGUCUAGAGAAUGCAGAGAUUGAUCAGAAAUUGCAGGAGAUCAUGAAACAGACAGGUUAUCUUAAAAUCGACGGACAGAGAUAUCCUGCAGAGGUGGCUGAUCUGAUCAGUGAAGGAGAGAUUGGCAGCGGCACCUGUGGGCAAGUCUUCAAAGUGCGAUUCAAGAAGACUGGACAUGUCAUCGCUGUUAAACAAAUGCGCAGAACAGGAAACAAGGAUGAAAACAAGCGGAUUUUGAUGGACUUGGAUGUGGUGCUGAAGAGUCAUGACUGUCCUUAUAUCAUCCAGUGCUACGGUGCCAUAGUUACCAAUACAGACGUAUUUAUUGCCAUGGAGCUGAUGGGAACGUGUGCUGAGAAGCUGAAGAAGAGAAUUCAGGGCCCCAUCCCAGAGCAGAUUUUAGGAAAGAUGACUGUUGCAAUAGUAAAAGCCUUGUUGUAUCUUAAAGAGAAACAUGGUGUCAUCCAUCGCGAUGUGAAACCCUCCAAUAUUCUCCUAGACGCUAAAGGUCAGAUCAAACUGUGCGACUUUGGCAUUAGCGGACGCCUCGUCGACUCCAAGGCAAAAACACGCAGCGCUGGCUGUGCUGCGUAUAUGGCGCCAGAGAGAAUAGACCCUCCAGAUCCCACCAAACCUGACUAUGACAUCCGAGCGGACGUGUGGAGCCUUGGCAUCUCUCUAGUGGAGCUGGCUACAGGUCAGUUUCCCUACAAGAAUUGCAAAACAGACUUUGAGGUUCUGACCAAAGUGCUGCAGGAAGACCCUCCUCUGCUGCCUCACAGCAUGGGCUUUUCCCUCGACUUUCAGUCUUUCGUCAAAGAUUGCCUCACUAAGGAUCACAGAAAAAGGCCAAAAUACCACCAGCUUCUGGAGCACAGCUUCAUCCAGCGUUACGAGGUGCUGGAGGUGGAUGUUGCCGGUUGGUUUCAGGCAGUAAUGGAUCGCACCGAGUCGCCUCGCAGCAGCCAGUGUUACAGCCAUCAGCACCAGCUCCACUCACUCUUCAGCAGGUAGCCCAGAGAGCCUCAUCCUGUAUUAGCUUAGCUGUCCUCUUAAUUUAGUCUAGCCUUGGCCUAAGCAAGCGAAGCCUAGCCUUAGACACGGCCCCGGCUGUCCACCGGAAAAGCCCUCAACCAGCGAGACGAAGACUCGAUGGAUUAUCGGAUGCAGUGUUUGACACCGGGAGGAACUGAUGGAUUGACGGCGGAUAGCAGUCAUUUAUCGGUGUGUCAAAUCUGGACAGGCAGACAUGGGAGUUAGUUUUAAGAUGUCAUUUGUAAACACACACCAUUGUCACAUCACACUUGUAUAGACACUGAAUGUCUCAUUAUUCCAACAUUGUCACAUGUAUGUACAGACAGUCCGACAGUCAGUAGUAAUAUACUCACUAUGUACUGUAUAUCCACAUGGAUGAUCAAUGUUUGAAUAAGCAAUUUUAUAACAAUCACCAUUUUAUUUAUCAGCUGCAUAAUUGGGAGGAAAAUCUGAAAAAAAAUAGUGUUGCACUCUAACUUUGUAGAACGUGGCAUUUUUUUGUGUGCUUAAGAGACGGGAGAGGAGAGGGACGCUCAGAAGGGCAACAUGUACAUUUAGGAGGUGUGGUGGGUUGUCAGGAGUUUUCUGGAAAUGUGAGACGGAAAAGAAAAGGAGUGGUGUUGUAUUAAUAGGAGAUUGUUUUACAUGUGCGGGGAAAGCGAGCUGUGUGCUUUUGAGAAGAAGGGACGCAGAACACAAGACGUUCAAAGAAUGGAAAAUAAGGUUGAUUUUAUCAGCAGUGGAGCAUGUCUUUAACUUCACUUGGUUUUUCUACCUCGUCUGUCGCCACUGUUUAGUGCUCAACAGUGUUUCUAGACCAAAGUGGUGGUUGUUUGGAGGCCAAGAGACUCGGGACAGUGAAAGGUCUCUUGCCUGCUUCACGAAUAACUCACACUCAAACUGGUAUUCUCAAAAAGUGUCCAAAUAACUAGUUAAGCAGUGAAAUUACAAGGGCAAAAUACAACACAUAUUUCUAAAACACUGCUCUCCUGUUCUCUUAUUUUACAUUUAAAUGUUUUUUUUAGAAAAUCAGACAGCAUUCCACAAACAUAGUCACAUAUGAUGCAGUGAAAAGUAUCUUUCAUGAUGGUUAUCAAUAUUGUAUCCAUUCCAAAUAUUUUUCCAAAAAUCAGUCAAUGUACAUGUCACAUAAACCCAAAUGCUGUCUGUAAAACGGCUGAUCCAACAGAAUUCAUCGUCAUGGACCCACAAGCUGCAGAAGCUUGCUCUAAAUCAGCUAAACAGGCUUGACAAGUCCCCCGUGACGUUUUGGUAAAUUGAGAAAGCUGAAACAUUAUAAAAAGAUUGCCUUUGUAAGUUAAAGACUAAAAAGGACAUUGGCAAACGUGUUAGUUUAUUAGCUAAUGCUAAAGACGCUUGCUUCAUUUCAUUACAAUAGAACAUACAAUAAUGCAUGAACACACUACUACAGACAUCACACAUGGGACGGCUUAGUAAGUAAGAAAGAGAGAGUAGAAACACUAUGGAUGACUAGGAGACGGAACGGCACUUCUAAUUCUGGUUGAAAUCAGUCCAAACAGAAGGGAUAGGAAGCACUAAAACACUGCUCUCCUGUUCUCAGAAUUUGUUCCAAAAAGUUAUUUUAUAUUUGGAUGUUCUUUUAAGAAAUCAGACCGCAUUCCAUAUACAUGGUACAUGUGAUGCACUGAAAAGUAUCUUUUAAUGUAGAUAAUCAAAAUUGUAUCCGUUCCAAAUAAUUUCCCAACAAUCAGACAAUGUACACAUCACAUAAACCCAUGCACAAAUCUCAGCCACUUGGGGUCGUAACAUUUUUGGUCGAUUAUAGACUCUUUUUUUUUUUUAAUGUCUUUAAAUACACUAACAUUGACUUGACACACUAUAAUAUACUUUAGAAAUGACAAUAGCCACCCUACUCACUGUACCUUUCGAGUUUAAAACAAAAACAUGAAUCAAGUAUUUUAUUAUUGUAUUCAUGUUGGCAUUUAAGAUAGCUAGCGAUUAGCGCUUUAGUUGUCAGCUAGCGAUUAGAGGUUCAAGCUGGCAACUCACUAGCUGUCAGCUACCUAUUAGUGUGAAUAUACUGUUAUUUAAAUCCCAUAGUAUUGCACAAUAACAAGGUACCUUGAGGACCAGUUUAAGUCAAAACUUUUUUACAGGCUAUAUAAGAAGGGGGUCACUGCUCCAUCUUGCUGGGGUCCUUGGCCUGGACAAUGUUGAAAACCCCUGCCUUUAAAUAUAAAUACAAAGGAACUGCACAUAAUACAGCCAUGUAUAUUGACAAAACCAAUAUUUUGUGACACUCUUAAUAUUUUCAAUGUGAUUAAGGGGUCAGAGCGUGUUAUUUUCAGAAAUUGUAACCUACUGACUUUUAUGUAAUAUCCUACUAAAUUCUAUUGAGAACAGGCUGCAUCCACUCGCUAAUUAGCAACACAUAUAUUUGAAUGUUGUCUUUUUCUACAGUUUGCUUGCUGUAUAGUAUAGCUUUUUUAACUAAUGUGUUUGCUGCCAUGUUUAAUGGCGACUGACUUUACACCAGACCAAAUCACUGAGACAGUAAGGAGUGGAUCUGAAAGAGGAAACCGUUAUGUGACAGAAAGGGAUAGAUGAUGGGAAUGUUGAGGAGAUGAGUGGAAAUAGAGAGGUGGUGUUGAGAAAGUUGAAGCCUGAGAGAAAACUUAGUCGGAUGUCAGUAUGUGAUAAACGAGAGAAAAAGACUAGUAAUUGUACAAAGCUUUCAUGGUGUUACACCAACCUGCCAAUUGUCAAUGAUAGCUUUUAGUAGGGCUCGUUAGCAUGAGAAAUGUCCGUUGAAAUUACAUUAUUUAUUUACUGCUGCUACUAUUCUUUUUUUUUUUUUUUUUUUUUGCUUUAGAUGCUGCUGUCACUUAUUAUCCCCAAAGGACAAAUAUUUUGUAUUAUUUUGCCAAAUAAGUGAACUCUUAAUACAAAGUCUACAUGUUUUUUACCAAAUACAGAGGAGUACGUUUGAUGAAAGCAAACAGAAAGUGAGAGAUGGACACGUGCGGGACUGCGAGAUUGUUUUUUUUUUCCCUGAAAGUACUAACUCACAUCACCUCACAUCAUGUUAUGUCGAUUGUGGGGGUUAGAGUUCAUGUCUGUCUGUCCAGAUGCUUGUUUACGUCCAUCCGUGUCACCUGCAAGCUUGACAACUGUACACCAAAGGUGUCCACAACCCAAGGAAUAUGUUGUUAUGACUUGUUAUUGAUAUUAUCGUUGAUUGCUCUCAGCUAUGAUAUACAUAUAUGAACUCUCUUUAUAGCUAAUAUGUCUAAGGAGCUAUAGGGGGCGCUGCGGUGUAGCAGUGCCCCCUCGUGUGUGUUCUAUACUGGACAGAGGGAGACUGGUGCACUGUAACAAAACGGGCCCAAGCAGUCAAAAGUGCCAACUUACUGAAAGUCCGUAUCAGGAAGUCGAUUACUGUCUGGCAGACUAAAUGCUUUGUCACUGCAGACAUCCUGGUACCAAACUGAAACCCUGCCCCACUAAUCCAGACUAGUGUGGUGCACAUUGAAAUCGCCAGUAAGAGCAAAACUAGAGCGCAGAAUUCCACCAAUGCCGAGGAAUUCCAGUCACACCAACAAAUUAUACACCCUAGAGUUCAGCUCAAAACUUUGGAGACAAACCUUUUUCUGAAAAUUCCUAAAACGCUCCUGUUGUAUAGAGGAACUCAGACCAGUCUUAACACUUUGUCAGAUCUUUGCGUUGACAUUUUAACUUUGCUAGCAAACAUACAACACUGGGGUCCAAACCGUGUUCAUUUUGUUGACUAAAAAUUAUUGUCUUAGUUAUCGUCAACGACCUAUUUUCCCCUGACUAAAAUAGGAUGAUAACAAACAAAUUAAAACAAAUGCACGUUGACUAAAACAAUGACAAAAGGAAAUGACAAUUAAGUCAAUGAAUAAAAACGAGACAAAAAUGUUGAUGGAGACGAAAUCCAAUCAUAUUUGAUUUUGUCUUUAGACAGGGGGAAACAAGGUAUCCAGUCACAGUUGCAUGUGGGAGUGGGGUGAGGGGGGAGAUAAAUCGGGACUACUGUCUUGCUAAUUCACAAUGUUUUGAUUUUUUUCCCUGAGUAAACAAGACUGUACACUUAAAUAAAAUGUUUUCUACGCCUGACUGUAAAAUAAGACGUGUAAACGUUGUAAACCCUGUGGCUCGAUUAUCUCCGCUAAAAAAACAAACAAAUUCACACGCCGGUUGCAGACUAAUCAUCUAGAUAUCCACGCAACAGUAUUUAGGCCGAAGCUAAUAAUUCAAAAUUGCUCAUACUGUACUGAAUUACUGUUUCUAAUAAAGACUGUAUGGCAGGAGCAAGACAGCUUACUUUACUACUUCUUUUGUAGUAGACCAUGGCGGACAUUGCUCGCCAAUUUAAUAAACGUCAUAGUUGAAAUAUGAAUCCUCUAAGUUUAUGCACUUAAAAUUGCCAGCAGUGUAUGUAUACAACUUUGUGUACGUAAAUAAUGUAACACUUUAUAUUUUGGUCGAUUAAAUUUACUUUAACUUUAGUCGACUAAAAUUAAAUUAAUUUAGAUGACUAGCCUUUUGGUCAAAAGACUGUGUAAAAAUUUAAAACUACUGUUGAAAUUACCACUUGGGGCAAACCUGGUAUUUACAUAACUUAGGCGUUCCUCAAGGCACACUUUUAAGUACUCUUUUUUUGGGGGGGGGGCAGUUAUGAAUUUUUUCGAAAGUGAUUUAUGCAACUAUGGUUUUGCUGUAGCUUGUUUACUUCAGUGAAGGGAAGUAAAUUCAUGACAGGCUUUUUCUGUAAUGACUAAGCGCGUUACAUUGAGAAACAAAUUAUCUACAUUUACGCUACGUUUACACCAGUGUGGCUGGUGUAAAUGUCAACGGCAGUGACUGAUGGCGGACGCUGGAUUCGAACCAAGAACCCUCAAGUUUCUGCAGUCAAUAGUCAUGUAUUGAACUUCUUUAGUUAUACUAGUGGUGUUCCUCAAGUUUCCAUUUUAGGUCCACUCUUUUUCAUAAUGUGGGCUAUUCAACUGGAGUUCAGGUCUUAAAAACUUGUAAGAGACAUUUUUGCAGUAGAUUCAUAGAAUGCUGCCACAAAGAUGAUCUUAGACCAGCUUUUUUGCUGAAGGUUCUAUGAAAACAGCAGAGCGACCCUGUAAGUCUUGACAAAAUAAAUGAGCACAAUUAAAUGUCUACUGUAGAGGACGCUGGUUCUCCAAAAUAAACAAAAAAGAACUAAUAGCGAAGGGAGAAGUCUGGCUUCCGAAACAAUUGAGUUAAAAUAUCCCUGCCCCAGUGGAAGUCCUUUGGUUGUUUUUAAAUUCCCCUUGUCACCCAGAGUUGACAGAUUUUACCCGCCUCUUCAUCGCAGCAUUGCUGCAUCAGAACCGGAAAAUACGUGCACACAGUGUUUUCCUGUUCAGUGCAAAGUAAACUUCAAAAUAAAAGCAUGGUACUAUCAACCAGGAUUCUACAACAGCAAGUAACAAAGUGAACUUGUUUCUUUUCUCUUUUUUUUAAAGAUUGUUUGCCAGAUUUGGGCAUGUACCAAAGCUUUAGGAGUAUAAAAUAUCUUAAAACUCUAUAAACAAUGCACAAAUUUGGAUGGCUUCACAAAUCUGUUACCAUCGCAUUUUGCUUGUGCAAGUCAUGGCUAGUUUUGGAUAUUUGUCAACAACCGCUUACAGCUCUGUAUCGGUCAGGCAAAGGCACUAUAUUUGCUUGUUUUGGGUCAGAACCACUAGUGGGAGGCACAUGAUUAUGGCGACUGGUCACUUCAAUAGUUGAUUAUCAACGUGGUACUCGAGCUCCAUCUAUUGGUACGCCAAAUAAAUCACAUAGAGCCGUUAUCAAAGGUUUAUCAGCCGUCAGGGGAAGUCGUUAUAGUCCGAUGCCAGUUUUAUUUAACUUUUAAGUAUUUGAUUGUUCUACUUUGAAGGACUGAAUGACCUCAUGGAUAAAAUCGUACUUUGUUUCUGUUAAACUUAUAUCCAGCGACGAGUCAACGUGUCCUUUGUAUUUAGUUGAGCAGCAUCGUGGCCUUGUCUAUUCAAGAUCUCAUAGAGAAAUGUACUCAUUUAGCAUGGUGUUCAACACUGUCGUCAUGAUAGAACAGGGGUCACCAACGCGGUGCCCGCGGGCACCAGGUAGCCCGUAAGGACCAGUUGAGUCGCCCGCUGGCCUGUUCUAAAAAUUACUCAAAUAGCAGCACUUACCAGUGAGCUGCCUCUAUUUUUGAAAUUGUAUUUAUUUACUAGCAAGCUGGUCUCGCUUUGCUCGAAAUUUUUAAUUCUAAGAGAGACAAAACUCAAAUAGAAUUUGAAAAUCCAAGGAAAUAUUUUAAAGACUUGGUCUUCACUUGUCUAAAUAAAUUCAUUUAUUUUUUGGACUUUGCUUCUUAUAACUUUCAGAAAGACAAUUUUAGGGAAAAAAUACAACUUUAAAAAUGAUUUUAGGAUUUUUAAACACAUACCUUUUUCCCUUUUAAGUUCCUCCCUCUUCUUUCCUGACAAUUUAAAUCAAUGUUCAAAUAAAUUUAUUUUUUUAUUGUAAAGAAUAAUAAAUAAAUUUUAAUUUAAUUCUUAAUUUUAGCUUCUGUUUUUUUGACGAAGAAUAUUUGUGAAAUAUUUCUUCAAACUUUUGAUUAAAAUUCAAAAAAAUAUUCUGGAAAAUCUACAAAAUAUGUAGAAUAAGACUUAAAUCUUAUUUCAAAGUCUUUUUAAUUUUUGUUCUGGAAAAUCUAGAAGAAAUGAUUAUUUGUCUUUGUUAGAAAUAUAGCUUGGUCCAAUUUGUUAUAUAUUCUAACAAAGUGCAGAUUGGAUUUUAACCUAUUUAAAACAUGUCAUCAAAAAUAUAUAUUUAUUGUGAGAAAUCGUUAAGAUGAUCAGUGUUUCCACAAAGAUAAAUAUAAUUAAUUAUUAAUAAUAACAUAGAGUUAAAGGUAAAUUGAGCAAAUUGGCUAUUUCUGGCAAUUCAUUUAAGUGUGUAUCAAACUGGUAGCCCUUCGCAUUAAUCAGUACCCAAGAAGUAGCUCUUGGUUUCAAAAAGGUUGGUGACCCCUGUGAUAGACCUACGGCCGUAUCUAAAAGGACUGUACUACUUAGGUUUAUAUUGUAGCCAAACCUUUCCCCAAAUAUAUGUCUGGAAAAAAAACAUUACUUUUUUCAUAGUUUUUGCCCAUUGAUUGUGUUUGUGGACUUUUUUAAGUAAUGCCCAAAAAGCAUAGCAGUUUUGAAAUGGCUUAACUCCACUAUGAAAAAGCGAACAGUUUUAGGACCUAUCAACAUAUUUGUUUACGUUUUCAUAUGAACCUUAUCUGGAAUAUAAACCCAUGACUAUAUUGGAUUAAAUGUAAUAGUUUAUUCAUCAGGAAAACAUUUUUGGGACAUGCCCAGCUGUUACCCGUAAAAUAAUUGAAGUUGAGGAAAAGAUUUGGACCUGGUUAAGCUUGGCCCUUUUAAAUGCUUGUCCUGUGUUCCGUUGACUGAUUUUAAGCCACUGUUUCUGCCCACAGGGUUCAUGUGUAAAAAACAAAACACAACAAAUUGUGGUGCUUUCGCAUUGCGACACUAUUAUCGAGCGUCUCCACUGAGCCCGGUCUCCCACUGUCCUUUUCCACCUUUUUUGUUUAUAAGCUGACGUACACCAACACAUGCACACUGUGUGUGAGGAUGUAGUGAAGUUCCCACACCAAAUAUUUAAAGUGGUCCCACCCUGGUUUGAUGUGUAUAUUAGCUGUGAAGCUAGCUGCUAGUGCGUACCUGAGCUGUGCCUUGGCGGCUGUGUGUGUGUGUGUGUGUGUGUGUGUGUGUGUGUGCGCGAUUGUGUACAUGUGUGUAGGUGUGUGCACACGUACAUCCCAUCUGUAAGUAAACCAAAUAUCAUUGUCACUAUGCAGUCAUGCAAACAUGUCAGCUUUCUCCGAGCAGUACAGAAGAGAUUGACUUACAUGAUUAGGACUUAGCCCCACCACCUCCCUUCCCGCAGUGUGAGUGACAGCGCCACCUUCUGCGAGGUUUGAAUGAGCUGACAAAUAUUUAAGGAUUGUAUGUUUUUAUGGGGCUGGGAAGCUUGGAUCAAUGCUGUAAAAUCUAUCAUCAAGUGCAUGUUGUUGUCACAGCUGUAACUGCCAUUGUUUUUUUUUUUUUUUUUUUGUGUGGGAAUGCACAUUAUUAUUAUUAUUUAUGUGUUUUUUUACACAUGCAGACAUGUUGAGUUAUUGCAUAUUUUGUUGUGCUCACUUUUGUUUUACUUCAGAGCAUCACAAGUGGCUGAAGAUUAUAGGUGUUUGUUAGAGAGUGUUCUCCUCUCGGGCCCUUUAUUUUUUUAUUUUCAUUUAGCCGUGUGUGUGUACCAAAAGUCUGUAUUGAUUGUGAUUAUUAUUAUUAUUCUUAUCUUUUAUUUUUUGGAGUGUGCUUUUAUGAUAUUGUUUUGAUGAUUUCCUGUAUACUUUGAGUUGUUAUGGAUACUAUUCAGGGCAAAGAUGACACCAAAUUGAACAAAUAAUACAUAGGGAAUGCCAGACAGUGCUUAGUCUGUUUUUGAAAAUAUUAUUUAAUAUUUAUGCCACCAUGCACAAAUAAUCUCUUAAUUGGAAUAGUAAUUGUAUUCAUUCUAAUGUAAGUUGUGUGCUGUUGCUUUAUUCCCCCUUCUUCCCAACUACACACACACACACACACACACACAUAUAUAUAUAUAUAUAUAUAUCCCUGCCCUGAUUUUCAUUUUUGAAACAUUUUUAUAUGAUUAUUUUUGUAUUCAUCCUGUUUUUUAUGCUGUAGUAGUGAGCUGAUUGCUCAAAUACAAUAGCUUUUUUUGUUUUGUUUCUUCCUGAAGCUGUCAUGACUGAUGUUGCACUUGUGAUGGGUUUUUUAUUUUUAUUAUUAUUUUUUUUUAUUUUUGUUUUGUGUCACAGAUUGAUGUGCCCAGAGGAGACUAGUGGGUGUGAACAUUGAGCAAAAUGAGUCACAGCGAUGCUUUUGUUGUUGUUGUUGUUUGUAUUUAUCUGUGACAAAGCGAUUACAGUGUAUUUUCUUCACUGAUUAUAUAUUUAUUGGUUUGUGUUUUGUUUUUAUGCAUAAUUUUGCCUUUGUUUUUUCUUUUUUUUACGGAUGAUUUAAGAGGCGAGCAGUCAACAGUGUAUAUUAUCAAUAUUAUUGCUAUAAUAAACUACUUAAAUGUACAGAAAUCCAAACCCUCAACAAGGAAAUUAAUAACAUAGAUGAUAUUUUAUCUACCGUUUCCUCCAGCAAACAAUUGGUGUGUUAUGUAAGACCCCCGUUAAUAAAAAGGUGGGACCUGCCCACUGAGAGUAGCUUUAUUUGUUAUUUUGCCAUUAAUGAGGUUUCUCUCCCAGGGAAGAACCAACAGAUUACAAUUGACACCGUCUUUUUUUAAUUCUGCUAUUGUUUUGUUUUUCACCCCCUUCCCUCUUGGUCUCAUUUCAAAAAGAAUAAAUGCCAUUAUAUUGUGAAUACCUCAGGAUUCUUUUGAUGAACAAAAACGACAAUAAAACACCAAAAAAUAAAUUUAAAAAAACUCAUAAAAA